Molecule: messenger RNA, 702 nt
Organism: Cornus florida
Lineage: Eukaryota; Viridiplantae; Streptophyta; Magnoliopsida; Cornales; Cornaceae
Exons: 1
Coding region: 1-702 (233 amino acids)
Source: RefSeq, a predicted model, not a curated record
AUGACAGAGUUGAUGGUUAGAGCGUGGAAGCACAUGAACGCUGACGAUGCUAUGAAUGCACGAAAAAACAAAGAUGGUGAAGAUAAGAGGUCGGAUAAGAAGAGGCCAGCACCUAGCACUAGGGAGGAAAGGGAAUUGAAGUACAAGAAAUUCUCAAACAACCAGGCUGACAGAUCGUUUCGCCGCCCAGCGAGUCCAGGCAGGUAUAAUAACUAUACCCCCCUAAAUACAUCUGUAGAGCAAGUCUUUCUGCAGAUUCAAGAUGACACAUCAUUGAAAUGGCCACCAAAGCUAAAAGCUGAUCCAACAAAGAGGUCUCGAGAUAAAUACUGCAGGUUUCACCGGGACCAUGGACAUAACACAGAGGAUUGUUUCGACCUUAAAAAUCAAAUUAAGAACUUUGUUCGUAAAGGUCAUUUACGCAAAUUCACAACUAGAAAUGGAAAAGGAGGCUCCAACCCAGCCCGGGAGGGCCGAGAUGAUCGCCCUCCUCAACACCAACCAAUGGGUGAGAUCAAAGUUAUAUCGGGUGGCUUCGCUGGUGGUGGUGAGAUGAGUUCAGCUCGGAAGGCUCAUGCUAGGAGAAUUCGGAGUUUUUCAGAGGUGAAUGAAGUUGGAAUGACAAGUCCUCCAACCAAAUUACCUCGAGUUGAGGAGCCGGUCAUAACCUUUUCUGAAGAAGAUGACAAGGGAAUUCACUAG